CGGACGGACACGGUGACGGACAGCGAGGAGCAUGGGCGGCCGAGGCCGAGGCCGAGGCCGGGGCGCCGCCGGGGAGACCCACCGCCCACGCUGAGGUGCUCUUCCAUGAAUGAGUUGCAUCACCUGGCCGGAGUGAACACUAAUAAUGAGCGGUGCGGCUUUGGGGAUUGAGAUAGUCUUUGUUUUUUUCCUGGCUUUGUUCAUACUUCAUCGAUAUGGAGACUUUAAGAAGCAGCAUAGGCUUGUGAUUUUGGCAACACUGUUGGCCUGGUAUCUCUGCUUUCUCAUAGUCUUCAUAUUGCCUCUGGACGUUAGUACGACAAUAUACAAUCGGUGCAAACAUGCUGCCAAUUCUAGCCCUGCAGAAAACAACAAUAGUACCACUCCAGCUCCUGCUCCAAGAGAGCAGUCAUGCCUUAAGCCUUGGAGUUACAUCCCUAAUGGGAUCAUGCCAGUUUUCUGGCGGGUGGUUUAUUGGACAUCACAGUUCUUAACAUGGAUUCUGCUACCUUUCAUGCAGUCGUAUGCAAGAUCGGGCGGGUUUUCCAUAACUGGAAAGAUCAAAACAGCACUGAUUGAGAAUGCAAUCUAUUACGGCACCUAUUUGCUGAUUUUUGGAGCAUUUUUAAUAUAUGUGGCUGUAAACCCGAAUUUGCACCUUGAGUGGAACCAACUUCAAACAAUUGGGAUAGCUGCCGCCAAUACGUGGGGUCUUUUCCUCCUCGUGUUACUUUUGGGGUACGGCUUGGUGGAAAUUCCUCGCUCUCACUGGAAUGGAGCCAAGCGGGGUUACCUACUCAUGAAGACGUAUUUCAAGGCUGCUAAACUGAUGACCGAGAAAGCUGAUGCAGAAGAGAAUUUAGAGGAUAUUAUGGAGGAGGUUCGUAAAGUGAAUGAUAGCAUCAAGUACAACCACCCUUUAAGAAAAUGUAUCGAUACCAUAUUAAAAAAGUGUCCUACAGAGUAUCAGGAAAAAAUGGGUAGGAAUAUGGAUGAUUAUGAAGACUUCGAUGAAAAGCAUAACAGCUACCCAAGUGAAAAAAACCUAGUCAAGCUGCAUAAGCAGGUGAUUUACUCAGUUCAGAGACACCGUCGUACCCAAGUCCAGUGGCGCAUUCUUUUGGAACAAGCGUUCUAUUUAGAGGAUGUGGCAAAAAAUGAAACUAGUGCCACCCAUCAGUUCAUACAUACUUUUCAGUCACGAGAGCCGGAAAACAGAUUUAUCCAGUAUUUCUACUCGCCAACAAUUGAAUGGUACUGGGAAUGUCUCCUGCGACCCUGGUUUUACAGGAUUCUUGCUAUUGUUUUGGCCACCUUUUCGGUGAUCGUUGUUUGGUCAGAAUGCACGUUCUUCAGCACUAGACCUGUCCUUUCUCUAUUUGCCGUCUUCAUACAGCUGGCAGAAAAAACCUACAAUUAUAUUUAUAUCGAGAUGGCUUGCUUCCUGACCAUCUUCUUUCUAAGCAUCUGCGUUUACUCCACCGUCUUCAGGAUUCGCGUAUUUAAUUAUUAUUAUUUAGCUUCCCACCACCAGACCGAUGCUUACAGUCUUCUUUUCAGUGGCAUGUUAUUCUGCCGUUUGACGCCUCCUUUGUGUCUCAAUUUCCUGGGCUUGACCCACAUGGACUCGUCGAUCUCUCACCAGGACACUCAACCAACCGCAUAUACGUCAAUUAUGGGGUCCAUGAAAGUGUUGUCCUUCAUUGCAGAUGGGUUUUAUAUAUAUUACCCCAUGCUGGUUGUCAUUCUCUGCAUUGCUACUUACUUUAGUUUGGGGACCCGUUGCUUGAAUUUGCUAGGUUUCCAGCAAUUCAUGGGUGACAAUGACAUGACAUCUGAUUUAGUUGAUGAAGGAAAAGAGUUAAUUAGAAGAGAGAAAAGAAAAAGACAGCGGCAAGAGGAAGGUGAAAAUCGAAGACGAGAGUGGAAAGAGCGUUAUGGAAACAGUCGAGAAGACUCCACUAGGAAUAGAAAUAUUCACCCAGACCCAAAAGAAUCAAACUUCUCCGAAACAAAUGCAAGCAGGCCAGUCUCUAAGUACACCAGGUCAAAUAACAGAACCGAAAGGGACAGAAUAGAGCUUCUUCAAGAUGCCGAACCUUUGGAUUUUAACGCAGAAACAUUCACAGACGAGCCCCUCGAUUCAGAAUCAGGAAGGUAUCAGCCUGGUGGAAGGUAUUUGUCGAUGUCUCGAAGCAAAAUAUUCGAUGAUGUCUAAAGCGUCAAAGUGUUUAUGAAAACGUUGAUGCCUAAGCCUCCGAUUCACUCGUCACGAAAUACAGUAUUUGCAAUAUCCAUUUAUCUCUGAAUUUCCUUUCCAUUCUGGAAAGGAGCGUCACGGUGGAAAAGCAGAAACACUGGCGUUUCGAAUUGCAGCUUGCGUCGCAAUUCAUCCAUUUUGACUCCGUUUCUGAUUGAGUAGCGUGUCAUCUUCUCUUAGUAGAUAUGAUUGCGUACCAAUAGCUGUGUCCGUUUUACAAGGAGGAAAAUGAAAUUGAAAGGGACAGAUUCAGAUAAAAAUCAGUCCUGAUUUAAACACUUGAUUUGUAGUUCAGGUUGGUUGGGGUUUCUAUUUAGGUUCCUUACUUCUCUUCCUGAAGUAAACUCAGCUGAAGUUAAUACAGGUUUGUCUAUUUGCAGUACAGCUUCACCUUCUGUGAUGUGUGUGUGCAUGUAUGUUUUUGUGCGCACAGGCCGACACACAGAUACAUACACAUGUAUAUUUGCUAUUUGAAGAAGCUUUUACUCGUGCGUUUCCAAGAAAAUGAAAUUGAAUCGAAGUUUAAAGGGUUUAACACAUUCAUAGCGGUCCUAUCGUGAAAUUCAAAGCUGAGCCUUCAUCCAUAAAGUGAGAAAAUCACUUGCUUCAGCAUUAUGUGCAAAUAAGUGAGUUGUUUGCAUGUAUCAAUAUCAUUAAGAGGACACUUCAGCCUACUGAACAGUUAGUAUUUUUAAGCAUGUGUGCAAUAAUCAGGUGAUCUUUACCUUUUUUUAAGAAGCCUCUGAUGACAGCUGGAAAUAUUUUUCUGUUUUUGUUGUAAUUAAUUUGAAAGAUAGCAUUUUAAAUGGCAGGACGUAAUGCCUGUCUUUUGCACAUUAAUUUAACUUCUUCCUUUUUUGUUCAAGGAUAAGUGGUACUUGAAGGUCCUUUUGAUAUCCUAAGUGCAUUAUGGAAGGUAUCUGUGCUUUUCAAAGGUGCCUAAUAUUCUUGUAAAUUUUUUGUAGAAAUGGAUGCAUGCUUACUCGGUCAAGGAACUAAUGGUAGUCCAUAACACUGUAAAAAAACCCACAAAAAACACAACACUUAGAAUCCCCAGCAUUCCUUGCAGUGCACUGUGGUCAAUUUGAAGGUGUUUGCAAAAUGAAAAUUUAAACAGCAUAAUAAAUUGUGACCUGUUGUUGUGGAGAGCAUGCUCAUGUGUUGAAAUCACGUGCUUCAUUGUAAUUUUGAGGCCAUGCUUUAAAGAUCACCAUCUGCUUGUAUUGAAGUGAAAAUGUGCAGGUAAAUGUGUGUGAUUGUGGGCAAUCUUAUGUUCUGAAAGGAGUUGCAGUUGUCAGAAAUUAAAGCAUUGCUCGGAUGAAGAAACGUAAAAAAAAAAUUUGGAAAAA
Molecule: messenger RNA, 3609 nt
Organism: Tachyglossus aculeatus (Australian echidna)
Lineage: Eukaryota; Metazoa; Chordata; Mammalia; Monotremata; Tachyglossidae
Gene: LMBRD2
Product: LMBR1 domain containing 2
Exons: 18
Coding region: 146-2218 (690 amino acids)
Biological process (GO): adrenergic receptor signaling pathway
Cellular component (GO): membrane
Source: RefSeq, a predicted model, not a curated record